Zootermopsis nevadensis is the source of this 516-nucleotide messenger RNA. RefSeq lists its product as uncharacterized. Lineage: Eukaryota; Metazoa; Arthropoda; Insecta; Blattodea; Termopsidae. The record is from RefSeq and is a predicted model, not a curated record.
AAUUGGAAAAACCCACAGACAAGUCCACGACUUACAGUUGCGUAUAUUAGGUUGUGUUUCUUUGUUUCUUGCUUGUGUCUUUGAAGGAGGUCCGAAUAGCGCAGUCAAAGGUAGCGGACACAACAAGAUGGCGGUCAAAUUACUGUUUCUGUUAACUGCGUGCCUGGCAGGAGCUACGACCGAAGUAACCCAAGAUUAUUGUGACUACGUGUGCUCAGACCCGAGGCAAGUCCUUUGCCCGGGUCCCAAAACGGCGGACGACUGCGCCGCUGACCAGAUCUUCAAGGUGAACGGGUCAUUAUGUGCGUGCUGCAACGCUUGUAUUACCAUAGUCGGUGCAAACGGUCAUUGCCUAAACGUCCCUUCGAAAGGUCUGUAUUACCAGUGUCAAGAUGGAUACACGUGUUCGUACAGAAGAUACUGCGUCGAGGACUGACACGUGGCAUCCUAACAAGGACAACGAAUGCCCCCAACUCUAGAACAUUUUAGAAUAAAGUAAUUUUUUUUACAGUUGUA